Emiliania huxleyi CCMP1516 is the source of this 1815-nucleotide messenger RNA. RefSeq lists its product as hypothetical. Gene Ontology annotation, molecular function: protein binding; mRNA binding. The record is from RefSeq and is a predicted model, not a curated record. Lineage: Eukaryota; Haptophyta; Isochrysidales; Noelaerhabdaceae. Gene Ontology annotation, biological process: mRNA splicing, via spliceosome. The coding region runs from base 1 to 1635 and encodes 544 amino acids. The transcript has 9 exons. Gene Ontology annotation, cellular component: catalytic step 2 spliceosome.
AUGGCGACCAGCGCCCUCGGCCUGCUCGCGAGCUCGUACGAGGAGGACGACGACAACGAUGAGCCAGCCGCGGCGGCAGCGAGCACGUUGCUGGUCGUCAACCCCACGCCGGCGGUGGUGGGCGACUACGGCGGAUCGUCGGCGUCGCAUGCGCUCGCGCUCGCGCCCGUCAUCACCGAGGACCGGAAGCACGGCCAGCAGAUCAUGAAGGCCAACCCGACGUACGAGGAGAUGUGGGCGCCCGAGCAGGGGCCGUCGCUCGACGUGACUGCGCAGCGGGCGGCUGGGAUCAAGUCGAAGCACCGGUUCGUCGGGCACGUCGCCAAGAUGACACCCGCCACCGACUUCGCCUUCGACGAGCAGUACCACACCUUUAACGCCUACGGCUUCGCCGCCGACCCGUCGACGCACCUCGGGCCGUCGGGCCAGGACGCGGCCGCGGGCCCGCAGCAGGCGCCGGCGGCGGGCGUGGCGGUGCCGACGGAGGCGCCGGAGCUGACCGCCGAGCAAAAGGCGGCGAUCGACGCGCGGCUCAAGCAGGAGAAGCGGAAGUACGAGGGGCGCGAGGACGCCGCCGAGCAGUCCGCGAUGGAGGCGUGGCCUCGCGGCUGCGGCAGGAGGUGCGCGGAGCGGGCGGUCUUCCACGGCUCCUCGAUGGUGGACUACCAGGGCCGCUCCUGGACGACGCCGCCGACGGACGUGCGCGAGGAGGAGCACGAGUGCUUCAUCCCCAAGCGGUGGAUCCACACGUGGUCGGGCCACACCAAGGGGGUGGCGGCGAUCCGCUGGUUCCCCGGCAACGGGCACCUGCUGCUCUCCGCGGGCAUGGACCACAAGGUCAAGAUCUGGGACGUCUUCAACACGCGCAAGUGCGUGCAGACCUACAUGGGCCACGCGGCGGCGGUGCGCGACAUCCAGUUCACCAACGACGGGAAGCGCUUCCUCACGUGCUCCUAUGACCGCUACCUCAAGCUGUGGGACACGGAGACGGGCCAGUGCAUCUCCGCCUUCACCAACCGCAAGCUGCCCUACUGCUGCACCUUCAACCCGGACGACGACAAGCAGCACGUCUUCCUCGCCGGCUGCUCCAACAAGCACAUCGUGCAGUACGACACGCACACCGGCAAGGUGGAGCAGCUCUACGACCAGCACCUCGCCGCGGUCAACACGAUCACCUUCGUCGAGAACAACGCGCGCUUCGCCUCCACCGCCGACGACAAGAAGAUGCUCAUCUGGGACACAUCUGCCGACCCGACCCUCCACUCCAUGCCUGCCGUCACAAAGACGCCAAACGACCAGUGGCUCCUCUGCCAAAACCUCGACAACCAGAUCACAACCUACUCCGCCGCGGGCCGCUUCAAGCACAACCGCAAGAAGGCGCGCUUCGCCGCCCCCACCUUCAAGGGCCACAUCGUCGCCGGCUACGCGUGCAAGCCCGACAUGUCCCCGGAUGGCAACUACGUCAUGUCGGGCGACAGCGACGGCCGGCUCUGGUUCUGGGACUGGAAGAGCGGCAAGGUGUUCCGGAAGCUUAAGUGCCACGACCAAGUCUGCAUCCAGGCGAUCUGGCACCCCGUGGAGCCGUCGCGCGUGGCCACGUGCUCAUGGGACGGCACCAUCAAGUACUGGGACUGAGGAGGGAGCUACACGUCUCCCGAAGUCCCGAUGUGCCACACACCGAUAACGAUACGUACACGCAAUACGGGGCCGCGAGCGCGAAAGGGCUGCGAGGACAUAUGAGAUUAACGCGGUGCAUGGCUGUUACGACUACCUAUCUCUGAUUGUGUACUCUUACAGGUAGUUUGUUUAAACGGC